Paramecium tetraurelia is the source of this 8220-nucleotide messenger RNA. RefSeq lists its product as uncharacterized. The transcript is spliced from 8 exons. The record is from RefSeq and is a predicted model, not a curated record. Lineage: Eukaryota; Ciliophora; Oligohymenophorea; Peniculida; Parameciidae.
AUGAAAAUCAGCAGAUUAUUUUUUCUUAUUAAACUAUUUUCGCUAUGUUGCUGCGAGAUUGAAGAAUUAACCUAUCAAAACCCCAUGAUAACAAAAUAUAUUGAUAUCCUAUCUAACUCGUAUUAUGGAAUUGUGAGCUUUUAUGUGCCAUUGUCAUUAUAAGCAAAUUUUAUUAAUAGCUUAGCUCAAUCAGUAGAUAGGUCAUUCCUAUUUUCCGCCUAUUUCAAUAACGAUGUCUCCAUUGUUGCAUAUUGCAAACUCAAUAUCUAAGCCAAUGAAAUAACUCAUACAUUAAUAUUAGUUUAAUAACAAGCCAUAUAAGAGCAAGAGUUUUCAGUUUCAUUUGACCCUUUGCUAUUUGAAGGCUAACUCAUUUGUACCUCAUUUUGCUAUGAUGCUGAGCAAUAAAAUCUUCAAUUUAUAAUUUAAACUAAAAAUGAUAUCUAAUAUAUGAAUUUGAAUAAAAUUAAUUUGGAACAGAACAAUGUUAAGUUUGUAUUUGGUGGCAGUAACUAAAAUUUAGAAUUAAGCAGUUUUUAAGGGUAGUUAUAUGGAUUUUGGGAAGACACUGAAGCAAAUAUUUAUUUUUAUUUGAAUUACUUGUUUGGUGUUGAUUCCUGUUCUUAUGCUGAAGAGAAAGCUGAAUUUGAUUCAAAGGAAUAUGAUUAGGAUAAUACUUGGCAAUUUACAUUACCAUUUAUUGUCUACAAGGAUUAUUCCAUGUACUUCUGGCAUAGAUUUGCAACACCCUUAGAUUCUAAUGAUAUCGUAUCUCUAAUCCACAUCAGCACUUAAUUUUAACUUAAUCCUUAAUAUUCGUUAGGGACCAAUACUCUAAUGAUUAAUUACGAAUUGAAACAUAAUAAUUAGAUUUUGGUUACUGUUCAUUAUUAUUCGUAUCAAUAUCCGUAUAUACUUUACGAUCCAGAUUAUAUUGAAUCAUUAAUCAAAGUAUAAUAAAUUGAAGAGAUAGAUUCUUAUCUAAUUUAUUAAUGGCAUUAUACAAUUAUCCAAUAUUAAUUUAAUGAGUUAUUUAUACAAAUAUUCUAUCCAGACUAACAGAGAAGAAUUAAUUUUAAAGAUGAAACUGUAAGACAAUUUUCGUAUUCCUAAUUUUCUUUGAUUUUUGGAGACAGCAUGAAUUAAAAAUAAUAUGCUGGACAAGUGAAUCAGUUCAAAUUUAAAAAUUGCCAGGAAGAAUUCAUCGACACAUAUCAAUGCCAUUUUUCAUGUGCUACUUGCAAUGGACCUUUGAAGAACAGUUGUUUAAGUUGUCAAGAAAACUCAUACAGGAACUAUGAUCCUGAUAAUCAUACUUGCACUUGUUAAAUUUGGACUAUAGAGUAAAAUUCUACAAAAUGUUUCUCCAUUUCUGAUAUUAAUUAAAUGGAAGUAUCAUACAUUGAAGAUUCUAAUAACGACAAAUUUGAUUAAAUUGAACCUAAUAUUGUUUGUUCAUACGGAUAUUUCUUAUUUGAAGGUGAUUGUUAUUAAUGUCCAUCAGCUUCUCAAAAAGGAGAUUUGAUUUGUCUUGAAUGCCUGGACAAUUGGCAAAAUUGGAUUUAAAAUUCUAUUUGUUCAGAGUAUGUACUCAGCAAAAUAUAAUAUGAUUAUGAUAAGGAGGAAUAUAACUAUGAUGUUGAUUAUAUUUCUAUCAACUCAUUAUAUCUAUUUAUCGAUCAUGAACUAAGAAUGUGCAACUUUUGCAUUUAAUUUUGUCUGCAUACUUCUGUAUCUUAUAUGUGCAAUUUUAUUAAAGAACAGCAUUUAGGUAAAGACACCUAUGUAGAAUGUAAAUUUGGGUAUGAUAGUUAGACCUAAUCCUGUAAACUUCCUUAAUUCGAUUUAAAAAAUGAACGUUGCUUAGGAUAGUCUUGUAAUGGCUAGUGUAAAUGUUGUAGUCCUACUAAUCGUUGUAAAGAGUGCAUUAAUGAUAACGAUGUUUUACUUUUAAAUAACAAAGAUUGUGUUUAAUGCUCUAUUCAGAAUUGUAAACUUUGCUUUCAAUAUUUUUAAUAAUCUGAUGGGAUAUUUGUUUCAACUCUUACAUAUACCAAUUAUGAAGAAAUCAUUACUAAUGAGGAUUAUCUAAUCGGAUGUGCUUUAUGUGAGGACAAUUACAUUUACAAUUUUUUUUUGAAUGUUUGUUAAUUGAAAUUGCAAAUUUCUCAAUCUUGUGAGAAUUAUCUAAUUGAUUAAAAUAAUUAACCAGUUUGUUUGACAACAUUAACAUAGAAUUUUGAUGAAGGAAUUGAAAUUUCAGAUUGUUUUAAAUAUUUGAAAUCCUGUUAAAAUUGUGUUAAAACAAACACCAAUAAACUGUAUUGUACUACAUGUUUCAAGGGCUUCUUUUAGAAUUCUUAUGGAUAUUGCGAGUCUUGCGAUGAGAAUUUCCGGGAAUGUAAAUUGACAUACUAGAAUCAAUAUGAUAUAACGAUCCAAUAAUUAUAACCUUUGCUUUUAGCUAUCUCUAAAGGCUAAGUACUCUUUUAUCCACCUUAUUAUGUCUAUGAAGUUCAAAUAGGUAUGUGUUAUUAAAGUGACAAAUGGUCGAAAAAAUGCAAAGAAGAUAAGAUUAUUACUUAUUGCAGCAAAUAUUAUGAUAAUGUUUGUAUAAAAUGUAAUUCAGAUGAUACAUAAACCACGACUCUAAGUUCUGGGAUAUGUUAUUUAUGUCCUUAUUAAUGCAAAAUAUGUCUUCCUUCUUUAUUAGAUAGCACACAAUUAAAGUGUUUCUUAACCGACUUUUCAACUCAUUAUAUUGAUUAACUUUCAGGUAAAGUGAAAAUCAAAAGAGAUAAUUAAGUUAGAUAUUCAAACUAAUUGACUGUUCAAGAUCUAUCUUGGAAAGAUCAAUAUUCAGAUGUUUUCAAAUAGUAAGUGUUUUAAAGAAUGAAUUUCCUAUAUGUUUUGAAUAAUCCCUAUGGAGUAUAUUAGUACAAAAGACUAUCAUAGAAGAUUUCAGAAUCUUAUGAAAAUCAUACUAUUCAAUAAAUAACAGUUUUAGAUAACUCAUCAAAAUAAUAACUUGUAUCUCUAUAUUUUAUUGAUUAUCAGAUCGUUAAUAUAACUAACCUCACCAUUACAAUUUCAGAAUUAAAUAAAGACGAAUUAAUUAAGACCACUUCAAAAUAUGGAGUGGAUAUUUACAUCAAUAAUCUAAUAUUUAAUUAAACUCAUUAUGUAAAUUUCUAAAAAUACAUAUUCCUUCUUCUUAAUAUCACUAGUCUAUCUAUCAAUAAUUUGACUCUUAUCAAUGUUGAUAUAUAAAACUUCCAUUUAUUUAAACUGUCUAUUUCUAAUUCAUCUACUAGUAUUAAAAUCAACUUAAUAAAUCUUAAACUUAUAAAUUGCGAAAUUAAUAAACUUCCAGCAUUUUUUCCAAUAUACUUAAUUGGUAGAUAAUAUUUGAUUAGAAAUAAAAUUUCUAUAAUGCAUCUUUAUAAAAUUCUUACUUUUUUCAUAUUUUUAGGACAAUUAGUUAUUUCACUAUUAGACUCAGCCAAUUUUACUUCAAGUUCUCUUUUUUCUAAUUAUACAGCAACAUAAACUAGAUUAGCUUCAUUAACGAUUAUGAAUAAUUAAUUUAAAAAUUCAAACUUUUUUGUAGCAGAUCUUAAAUUUGAGAUAUAUUCUACUAAAAUCCAAAAUACAACUAUUAGAAAUAGUCAAUUUAUAUAUUUUAUAUAACAACUUUCAACUGCAUAUCAAAAAGAGUUUCUAAUAAUCAAUUAAUUGCUAUUAUCACAAUUGGAAAUGGAUUCAUCAUUAUUGAGAUUAUCCUAAAACAUCAUAAGAUUCGUUUAGUUUUUGAAUAUAGAAGUAAGAGAUUUAACAUAAUUUAAAAACGAUCAAAAUUAUUCAUCUAAUUUGUUUUUAGUUCAAGCAGAUAUGCUAAUUAUUAAAAAUUACUUUAGCUAUAAUUUUAAUUCUAACCAAAUUUAAAUUGAUAUUCUAAAUUCAAAUAAAAUAGAAUUAUACAACAUUUUCAUAUAAGGUGACAACAAUGAUUUCCGAAUUAAUCAUGAAGCAGAGUUUUCUGAUUGUCCACUACGAAUGCAAUUUUUAAAUGUUUAUAACUUCACUUCAUUAAUGAUAUAAGACUUUUAAAUCUAAAAUGUCAUGAUUUGCAAUAACAACUUUAUUAAUAUAAAAGAUGUUUAAAAUUAAAUAACUCUAAACAUAGAUAAUUUAAAAUUUAAUGAUAUUAUACUUUUGUAAUUAUAAGGCACUGCACAAACUACUAUGAUUGCUAUUUCAAUUUCAAAAUAAUCAAUGAUCUCAUUUACAUAAUUUGCAAUUACUAAUGUAUUUGGAAAUAACUAUGAGAGAUUAAGAAAAGUAUCUGAGCAAUUAACAAUAAUUUCUGUUGUUGCUGCUUAAAGUACUCUAGAACUAUUAAACAGCUAUUUAAAAAGUAACAUAAUUACUAAUAGCACUAAUGCUUUAAUAUAUUUAGAAUUAAAAUCUAUUUCACUUCAAAAUUUUACCAAUAUUGAAUCGAAUUACUUUACUGAAUAAAUAUACACUCACUUAAACUAAGAAUACACAAAGAUAUCUAUUUCAUCCCUAUAAUAAUUAUUUCCAAUUAAGUCCGAAGGAAGUGUUUUCAAUAUCUUAUGCCAGAAAUUAACUUUAAAUAAUAUUGCUAACUAAAAUUCUGUUGCUUUGCUGGGAGGGUUUUGUAAGAUUGAAUUGAUAUUAGAUUGUGGGUUAUUGAUAUAAAAUACUUAUAUACACAAUAGCAAAUCUAUCUAGGCAUAAGAAAGCAAAGGAGGAUCCUUUUAUAUAAAUGCAAAAGACACAAAUUUAAUACUUAAAAUGAUCAAUAUAACUAUCUCCCAUUCCUUUUCCCUUUAUGAUGGUGGAUUUUUAUUUUUAAUUCCUUCAGAUCGUUCAAAUCUCUUGACACUAGAAAAUAUAAAAGCCACUGGUGUUUUUUCAAUGUUUAGAGGUUUUAUGAGUGUUGAAUUUUCAUUGUAGACAAGUUAAAAUGUUGUGAUUUUAAAGAACAUUGAUAUACAAUUAGAAUACGCCCAGAUGGAGUAUAUAACAAGCAAUUAUGAUGAAUUAAAAGACAAUGAACUCGAAUAUAUAAAAAUAACAAAUGGAUAUUUAUAUUUCAAUUACUGCCAAAUAUAAUUAAUCAACAUCAACCUAUCAUUCGAAAUUAUUACCUAACCUGUUUUCUAUCUAUCAAAUAUGCAAAAUCUGCACAUCAUGAAUUUCAAUUUAGAGGUAGGGGAAUAGACAAGUAAUACAAUUAUAGAAUUUGAAUCGAUUAAAAGUUCUCAAGACAAAGAUUUAUUUAUCAAGUCGUUCAAAGCAAGACAAGUUAAAGUUACAAUUCCUGAAGCCUUUUAUGCAAAAUCAUGUUAUUCAUCUUAUAAAUAUGAAAUUAUCCAUUUACCAAGUCUUAGUGAAAAAUCUAUUGCUCUCAAAAUAAAUAAUUGCCUGAUAAAUUAAUUAUCUAAAGUGUAUUAAGAUGUCGAAAGCAUAAUUUAGAUAAGAUUAUUAGAUACUUUUAGAAAUUUUAGAUUCUGUAAUGGCAUUAUCCUUAAUUUUCACACGAAUUCAUUUUCAAUGGCUUUAAUUGAUAUUUAUUACUAAACUUAGGUGAAAUCUAAAUUUGAAUUAUUAUAUCUAUUAAACAACAAAUGCACUCGAUCAACUUGUUUAAGAAUUAGAUCAAAUGAUCAAUAUCGCAUGCUUGAAGUAAUUUUAAAACAGAUAUACAUGUUAAAUAAUGAUAAUUCAAAGAAUGGUUAACUAACUCUGAGUAAUCUAACCUAUUUGAUUAAAUAAUCGUAUUUUAUGAAUAAUAGGGCUAUGGAAAUGGCAGGUGCAAUAUAUUUACAAAACAGUCCUCUAAAAAUUUAAUCAUCAUACUUUAUCAAUAAUAGUGCUCCCUUGGUAGGCGCAAUUUAUUGUUCAAAUAUAUCUAUACAGGAUAGACAAGUUUUGACUUUUAGUUCAUUAUUCUUGAAUAAUGUAGCUAAAUAUGCAAUUAAUACUUUUGGAAUUGAAUUUUACUCUUUAAGUCUGAGUCAUUCAGUUUUGUAGAAUCAAGUUAUUGCAAAUUAUUCAUAAAUAUCUGCAUUUAAAGAUUAGGGCAGUUCAGAAUAAUAUUUAGUCUAUUUGCCAAGUGGGUAGACACUAAAACAAUAUUAAAUUUUUAACACAAAAGUUCUCAGAUAUUAAAGCUUAGAGUUUUCACUGAAAUUUAUAAUUUUAAAUAGCUUCCAAGAAAAAUAAAUCAUAAAUAAUUAUUCUAUAAAAUGCAAUAUUACAAGUAGUUUAAUUGAUAAGGAGUACAAUGUUUUAUAGGAUAAUAUUACUAUGUUCAGCGCAGAAUUUAAUACAGAUAGGAGUGAAUUAAAUUUAGAAAACAAUACAUUUGUAUUGAAUCCCUAUUCGGGGGACUUAUUAAAGAUCAAAAUAUCAUGCGAUAACAUUGAAAAUAAUAAUUAAUAUGAAUUAUUUGCAAAAGCUUAUAAAUGCUAGAUGGGAGAGUUUUUCUAUGAAGAUUAAUGUUUAAAAUGCAACGCAUCUCGAGGAUAUUACAGUGUUAAUCCAUUAAACGGAGAAUGCAUUAAGGCAAAUCCGAAUUCUAUACAAAAUCAUACAGAAAAUCUAUUAAAUCUUUAUGAAGGAUUUUGGAGAUUGAAUAUUUUAACUCCUAUUGCUGAAUACUGUUCUAACGAUCCAUCAAAUUGUUUAGGAGGAUGGGAAACAGGAGACAUAACAUGCAUUAUAGGUCACAUAGGAGCUUUAUGCGAGGCAUGUGAUAUUUAUAAUGUGAGGGGUUAGGGCCAAUUCUCAAAAAGUAGAGAUUAUAAAUGUUCCUAAUGUACAAAUUCUGGUUUCUUGAUUGUUGAAUUCCUAUUAGCGUUUAUCUGGGCUUUUUCGUAAAUAGUCCUAGCUGUUAAAGGCACUUAAUUAUAAAAUCAAAAGUUUCUCUUGAGCAAAUCUCAAACAAAAUUUUAUGAUAUUUUAGUAAGGCUUUCUUAAGAUUAAUCAAGUUCAGUGAUUAAACUUAUCAGUAAUUAUUUUUAGAUUAUUAUGGUAGUCUACACAUUUAAGGUUGAAUUUAUCUCAAAUUUAGAUAGUCUAUUUUAAUUUAUAGGUAAUUCUACAUAUUCAACCACUUAUAAUUUUGAUUGUUAUAUAUCCAAGAUUGAAUAUUUGGAUAUAAUAUAUUUGAAUUUGAUUUGGAUCUUAUAGGUUCAAUUUUUGUAGUAUGUCCUUUAUCUUUUAUUAUCAUUCUUCAUAAAAUUAUCAAGACCAAGAUUUUUUUCUUUGGAGACUGUCUAUUCAUCAUUCUUUUACUUAUAUUUAUCAGGACAAAUUAAUUUAAUAAAAUUGUUAGCUGAAUUAAUAACUCCAAAAACGAUAAGCAAUGUGGAAUGGAUAUCAGCAAAUCUUUCAUAUCGUUUUUGGACAACCACUCAUUAGAAAGUAAUUUUUGCUCUCAUUUUACCUUUAUUAAUAAUGUUUGGACUAAUUAUACCUUUGUUCUUAUUUUUAAGGCUAUCCUAAAAUAAAUAUAACCUAAGCAAUUACAAAAUUAAAUAAAAAUAUGGAUAUCUAUUUAAUGAGUAUUCUAAAACUCAUUAUUAUUGGGAAUCAGUAAAAUUGAUGUACAGAUAGCUAUUAAUACUUAUCAUAGUGUUAUUAUAGGAUUUUAUUGUAAUCAAGGGUAUAAUGUUGAUUGGACUACUUUUUGCUUAUCAAAUUAUAUUUAGUUUGAGUAAACCAUAUAAUGUUGGCAAGCUAAAUUAAUUUGAAUCAUAGGCAAUUUAAAUAUGUAUAUGGUCAAUCCUUUUGUGCAUUUUGCAAUACGAAAUUUAAGAAUUUAAUUUAUGGCUGAAUAUUAUAUGUUAGCUCCUAAUUCUAAUGUCAUUCAUAAUCUUGAUAGUUAAAUCAAUUUUGAAGUUCAUUCAAGUAUUUAGUUCAAAAUACGAAUUAAUAAUUGAUUAUAUAAAGACUAAGAUAGUUAGAUGUUUAAACUUAUAAAAUCUGCAAAAUUCAAAAUUGUUUGAAUUGAGUAGCAAAAGAAAAGCAAGAGUAUAAAAGUACUUUAAAAUAAUCAAAAUACAUGUAUUUAAAAGAGUUUAGACAACUGUAAAUAUUUAAUAAACCUAAAAUGUUGAAAUUAUGUUAUGUUCAAGUUUAUCGCCAUCUUAAAAAUAGAUAACGCCAGGAAGAAGAUUCUUGUGA